AUGCGCUCUCUCACGCACGCUCUCACGCGCUCCCUCACGUGCACUCUCACCGCUGUUUCUCGCGCACUCCCACGCACUCUCUCACGCGCUCUCUCAUGCGCGCGUUUAUGCGCACUCUCGCGCUCUCUCACGCGCGAUCUCACGCGCUCUCUGACGCACUCUCGCACACGCUCUCUCACGCCACGCGCUCUCUCAAGCGCACUCUCACGCGCUCCAUCACGCGCACUCUCUCGCGCAUUCUCUCUCUCACGCGCUCUCCCGCGCGCUCUCUUGCACAUUCUCUCUCUCACGCGCUCUCUCAUGCACACUCUCUCGGACACUCUCUCACACACUCUCACGCGCUCUUUGAUGCAAUCUCUCACGCGCUCCUUCACGCGCUCUCUCACGCACUCUCUCAUGCACUCUCUCACACGCUCUCUGACACGCGCUCCCUCACAUGCUCUCUCACGCACUCUCUCACGCACUCUCUCACGCGCUCUCUCACGCACUCUCUCACGGGCUCUCACACACUCCCUCACGUGCUCUCUCUUGCGCACUCUCUUGCGCAUUCCCUCUGUCACGCGCUGUUUCUCGUGCACUCCCACGCGCUCUCUCACGCGCUCUCUCAUGCACGUUUUUAUGCGCACUCUCGCACUCUCUCACGUGCGAUCUCACGUGAUCUCUGACGCACUCUCGCACACGCUCUCUCCCUCACGCGCUCCCUCACGCGCACUCUCACGCGCUCUCUCACUCGCACUCUCACGCACUCUCUCACAUGCUCUCUCACGCAAUCUCUCAUGCGCUCUCUCACGGGCUCUCACGCAUUCCGUCGCACUCCCUCUCGCGCACUCUCUCGCGCAUUCUCUCUCUCACGCGCUCUCUCAUGCACACUCUCUCGCACACUCUCACGCGCUCUUUGAUGCAAUCUCUCACUCGCUCCUUCACGCGCUCUUUGAUGCAAUCUCUCACGCGCUCCUUCACGCGCUCUCUCACGCACUCUCUCACGCACUCUCUCACGCGCUCUCUGACACGCGCUCUCUCACGUGCUCUCUCACGCACUCUCUCACGCACUCUCUCACGCGCUCUCUCACGCGCUCUCUCACGGGCUCUCACGCACUCCCUCACGUGCUCUCUCUCGCGCACUCUCUUGCGCAUUCCCUCUGUCACGCGCUCUUUCUCGCGCACUCCCACUCGCACUCCCAUGCGCUCUCUCACGCGCUCUCUGACGCGCUCUCUCUCGUGGACUCUCACGCGCACUCGCUCUCUCACGCGCUCCCUCACGCGCUCUCUCACCCACUCUCUCGCGCGCUCCCUCACGCGCUCUCUCACGCGCACUCUCAUGCGCUCUCUCACGCGCUCGCGCUCUCUCACUCGCACUCUCACGUGCACUCUCACGCGCAUUCUCACGCGCACUCUCACACGCUCUCACACUCUCCCUCGCGCGCUCUCUCACGUGCUCUCUCACGCACUCUCUCACGCGCUCUUGCACGCGCUCUCGCAUGCGCACUCUCACGCGCUCCCGUGCACACGCUCCCCCUCGCGCUCCUCUUCUUUAAAUAG
This is a messenger RNA of Closterium sp. Naga37s-1, 1539 nucleotides long. The record is from the annotation of a GenBank genome assembly. Lineage: Eukaryota; Viridiplantae; Streptophyta; Zygnematophyceae; Desmidiales; Closteriaceae.